CUUUCCAUCCUCCGCACCGUACGACCGCAACAACCUCCCCUUUUUCCGCCGGCGAGCGACCGAUCCGGCGGACGGACCAUGGCCGCGCUCGUCGGCGACGUCGCCUACUGGCUGGCGGAGCACCCGGACAUCGUCGGCUUCCGCUGGAGCCCCUCGGGCCUCUGGUUCUCCACCUGGGCCUUCCUCCUCGGCUUCCUCGCCACCUACGUGUCCCUCUGCCUCGCCGCCGACGCGCUCCUCCGCCGCCGGAAGCCGCUCCCUCUCGGGCCCCUCCCCCCCGCGCACGCGCUCCUCAUGGCCGCCGUCUCCGCCACCAUCUUCGCCGGCACGCUCCUGUCGGCGGUGGCGGAGAUUCGGGACACGCGGUGGUCGUGGCGGGGCCGGAGCCGGACGACCCCCUUCCGGUGGCUCCUCUGCUUCCCGCCGGGGACCCGCUCGUCGGGCCGCGUCUUCUUCUGGUCCUACGCCUACUACCUCUCCCGGUACCUCCACGCGGCGCGGGGCGUGUUCGCGGUGCUCAGGCGCCGGCGAGGGGCGGCCGCCCGGGUGUUCGCGCACGCGGCGUCCGUGGCCAUGGCGUUCCUCUGGCUCGAGUUCUCGCAGUCGUUCCAGGUGCUGGCCAUCCUCGCCUCCACGCUCGCCCACGCCGUCGCCUUCGGGUUCCGCUUCUGGGUGGACAGCGCGGGGCUCCCGGCGGCGCGCGCCGCCCGGAGCGGGUCGGCGCCCGUGGCGCUGGGGUGCCAGCUCGGGCUGCUGGGGUGCAACCUGGUGUGCCACGCGGGGGUGGUGUGGAUGCACUUCGGGGGCGCGAUGGCCGGCGGGUGCAGCGGCAUCGGGGCCUGGGUGGUCAACACGCUGCUCAACGCGGCGCUGCUCUGGGUGUUCCUCCACUGCUACGGCACCCGCGGCGUCUGCGACGACGACGGGGGCGCCGCCGCCGGCACGGCGAAGAAGAAGAAGAAGAAGAGGGAGAUGUGAGAGCGGCGUGAGGUGAUCCCCAACCAACCAUUGUAAUAUACGUACUACUGUAGUACAACCCAUUGCUGUACAUAUAGGUAGGCCGGCAUUGGCAAUCGGCAUUCGGCAUCUGGCAUCUGGCAUCCCAAAUGAGAUGAGAUGAGAUGAGAUGAGGAGGUGGCUGCUGCUGCUAUAAACCAAAGCAAAAAACAAAAAACAAAAACAAAAUUCAAUUCUAAUUUAUAGAGAUCCGCAUAUACAUACAUACAUACAUACAUGCAUACAGAUCGACGAUUGGAUCGAA
Messenger RNA from Triticum dicoccoides, 1261 nucleotides. RefSeq names its product elongation of fatty acids protein 3-like. Gene Ontology annotation, molecular function: fatty acid elongase activity. Bases 79 to 978 code for a protein of 299 amino acids. NCBI's taxonomy places the organism in Eukaryota, Viridiplantae, Streptophyta, Magnoliopsida, Poales, Poaceae. Gene Ontology annotation, biological process: fatty acid elongation, saturated fatty acid; fatty acid elongation, polyunsaturated fatty acid; very long-chain fatty acid biosynthetic process. The record is from RefSeq and is a predicted model, not a curated record. Gene Ontology annotation, cellular component: endoplasmic reticulum membrane. The transcript has a single exon.